Messenger RNA from Melanotaenia boesemani (Boeseman's rainbowfish), 2523 nucleotides. RefSeq names its product TBC1 domain family, member 17 (gene tbc1d17). Bases 89 to 1975 code for a protein of 628 amino acids. The record is from RefSeq and is a predicted model, not a curated record. Lineage: Eukaryota; Metazoa; Chordata; Actinopteri; Atheriniformes; Melanotaeniidae. Gene Ontology annotation, biological process: activation of GTPase activity. The transcript is spliced from 17 exons. Gene Ontology annotation, molecular function: GTPase activator activity.
UCUCCUGGUGGGCGGGACUUCUCGGGAACAGGAAGUAUGACGUAACGAUUGUUUUGGAAAAGCAAAGCAUCGACACAUCGACGGAAAAAUGGGGGAGAACGGAGGUGAUUAUAAGCUGAUAUUUGAGAAGGAGGGGGUGUAUCUCCACACAAAUGCCAAGAGGAGCAACCAGGACACCACCAUCCCAGGUUUCAUUCGUAUUGUGGAGCGGGCUGGAGUGCCAGCUCUGGAGUGGAGCCCACUGGAGGAUGAGGGGCGCAAUGCUCCUGCUGUACUCUACACCAAAAAGGAUGGUGACGGAGGGGAAGAGGACACAAACUUUGACCCUGGGUAUGAGCCAGAUUGGGCGGUUAUCAGCACUUUUAAGAAAGAUUGCGAGCCAGUCCCAAUCAAGGAUUCAGGUCAGUGGGCGUUUUCUCUGCCUCUCUCCGAGCUUUACUCUCUCCGAAGGGCCCGUUUCUCUUUGGGUCGCAACUUUCUGGUACUGACAAGCAGAGGUGGGCACCCACUGCCUCCUCUGCACUUCCACAGAGGAGGAACCAGGGAACUCCUCAGGGCUCUGCACCGUUACAUCAUCCUGGACCAGUCGCCAGUUGACGGGCGGCUUUUCCUUGCAUACCCGCAUGAUUCAGGUGCUCUCUCUCAGUCCUUCGACAAGCUGCAGCUCUUUGAUGAUGGAGGCGCUGAUCUGGUCUCGAGAUUUAUCCAGGACCCAUAUGCUACUACAUUUGGUGGAUUCUCCAAAGUCACAAAUUUCUUCAGGGCAGCAGUCCGGCCUCCAGAGUCCCCCGUUCACUCGCGGUCUGGGCAGGAUCCCAGUCUGCGCCCGCAACCUGAUGAUGAGCCUGGAUUUGAACUCAUUACCUGUGGCUUGGAGCUUGGUCCCAGACCAGAUGUAACCAGAGGACAACCUCUGAAGACAUGGGCCGAGUUUCUGGACUCUGAGGGACGUGUGAAGAACCCAGAGAGGGUCAAAGAACUUGUGUUCAGAGGGGGUAUCACACCAUCACUUAGGAAAGAAGUGUGGAAGUUUCUCCUAGGUUUUUAUUCAUGGAACAGCACUACAAAGGAAAGAGAAGACCUUCUUCGUGUCAAAACAGAUGAGUAUUUCAGAAUGAAGGUGCAGUGGAAGUCUGUUAGUGAAGAACAAGAGAUGAGGAACUCCCUCCUCAGAGGAUACAGGAGCCUGAUAGAGAGGGACGUCAACAGGACAGACAGAAACAACACAUUCUUCUCUGGGAAUGACAAUCCAGGACUGACUCUGCUUCAUGAUGUCCUGAUGACCUACUGCAUGUACAACUUUGAUCUCGGUUACGUCCAGGGGAUGAGUGACCUCCUUUCUCCUAUCCUGUUUGUAACCCAGAACGAAGUGGAGUCCUUCUGGUGUCUGACAGGCUUCAUGGAGCUGGUGCAUCAGAACUUUGAAGAGUCUCAAGAGGCCAUGAAGCAGCAGCUCCUUCAACUCAGCAUCCUGCUGAAGACUCUGGACCCAGAGCUGUGUGACUUCCUGGACUCUCAGGACAGUGGCUCGCUCUGCUUCUGUUUCCGCUGGCUGCUCAUCUGGUUCAAGAGAGAGUUUUCCUUUGAGGAUAUCCUCACCUUGUGGGAAGUUCUCUGGACUCGACUUCCCUGCGACAACUUCCAUCUGCUGAUCGCCUGUUCGAUCCUGAUGUCCCAGCGAGGCGAGCUGAUUGGCUCAAACCACGACUUCAACACUAUUUUGAAGCACAUCAACGAGUUGACGAUGAAGCUGGACUUGCAGAGGGUUAUGCGCGAGGCAGAGGCCAUCUACCUGCAGCUGGUUCAGUGCAAAGAGCUUCCUGUUAAAGUGCAGCAGGUUCUGGGCCUUUACGUCGCGUCCAGCUCAGAGGAAAACAGCCCAGACUCCCAGACCAGCGAGACGCAGCACCUCCUCAGCCAAUCGCAGACAGGAGCUGCUGCUUCUAAUUCAACACAUGUUCCUACCUACCCUUAAAUCUGUACGUCAGCUCCUGGACUAAGAUAAAUGGAAAAUAUUUAAACAUGUCAAGGAAGGACUGUUGUUCCUUCUUGUCAGGGACAGGGGGCACUGUUGAGACUGUUUUCUUUUAACAUGAUGAAUCCCGAGUGUUUCCAUCCAUGUGCAGUGCUGUUUUUCCUGUGUGUCCGCUCUCUUUUGACAGCUUGGCUUUUUAUUUACAUGUCCUGUGUCUCUGUCAUUCUCCCUCUUGUCUAUUCCUGCUGUUUUAUUAAUUAUUCUGAAACUGUACUCCUCUGCACUGCCAUGCUUUCAGUGAUAAAUUCUUUUUAAUUUCAUACCUCUUCAAUGUAUCUGAGAAGGGAAGAAGAUGAAAGGUAAACUGACCGGCAGCACCAUGUUAGUACUAUAUGAUGCCAUUCCUGCCCUAUGCAAAGUUUUUGCAUGCCUUGUAGUUUUCACAUGCUGUGUGGUAAUAUAUUUAAAGCCUUGUAAUCAUCUGUAUAAUGUAAAAGCAUUUUACAUCUGAAAAGUAUUACCAAAUAAAUGUUUAAAUCUUAACAAAA